This is a messenger RNA of [Candida] anglica, 1134 nucleotides long. Lineage: Eukaryota; Fungi; Ascomycota; Pichiomycetes; Serinales; Debaryomycetaceae. The record is from the annotation of a GenBank genome assembly.
AUGACUGAGGAAUGGAAUAAUAACAACCUCGAGGAGGAAAUUGAAGGUGACAUACUGGACAAGGGAUCACCAAUGGUGGACGAAAAAGAACAACACGAGGCGGAAGUCGCAGAACAAGAGGAAGAACAAGUGGAAAAUGAAGUAGAAGUUGUAGAUAUAGAAGAAGAAGAAGAAGAAGAAGAAGAAGACUCGGAUGAUGAUUUUGAUGACUUUAAUGCAUAUGAUGAAAAUGACGAUGAUAACAGUUUUGGUUCAUUUGAAGAAGAGGAGAAUGAACCAGAAUAUGGAAAGGAACACUUUCAACAGGGGCCACCACCGGAUCUAGUCACAUUUGCUAGUAGUACAUUUGGUAGUCGGGAAACUUUGCAUGAGAAAUUGGAUAUGUUCUUGGAGAAAAUGUUCCCAGCUGACAAGAGUGGUGAUACCGAGGAACUGUCUAAUUCAUCAAAUUUAUUGUCCGAGAGAUCUAAUGACAUAUAUGGCCAACUUUCACUUCUACCGCAUCUUAAACCUCCAAGCUGGGUAAAGCUGAAGAUUAGACGUCAUUUGCUCAUCAAGUUGGGAGUUCCAGUGAACUUGGAUGAAAUACUUCCAACCAAUUCUGCGGUUGCUUCUUCUGAAAGUACUGAUCUCAAUGGCCAUGUAACUAGCGGAGAUUCUUCAAAACAAGUAGAAACACAUUUAAAACCAAAACAAUCUAGACAAAGAAGAGCCUCGCUGGUGACAGAGGCAGACAUCGACUGGAAUGGAUUCAUUAUUCCUGAAUUUAAAGAUCUAUCAAUCGAUACCAAGAACAAGGGAGAACUGCUUCUUUUGGAUACAACUGAAGUUCUUUCGAAGAUAGAGACUGAAAAUCUUGCACACUCUUCACAACAACACUUACUUAGCUCUGUCACUUCGAUUGAAGAGUUAAAUGAAAAAUUACAUCAAUACCAAAAUAAUUACGACCAACUCAUCCAAUUGAGUUCUAUAUGGCAAAAUCAAUUGGUUGAAUUGAAAAGGGAUUACGAAAUAUAUGAAUCCGUGGUACAGAAUUUUGUUGGACAUACUCAAAGACUUAAAAGAGAAGAAUUAUUGGCAAAUUUGGACAAAGUUAAAAUAAAGCUGCAAUCUAAAAAACGAACUUGGAAGUAA